Grosmannia clavigera kw1407 is the source of this 2070-nucleotide messenger RNA. Its product is annotated as cell division control protein. The record is from RefSeq and is a predicted model, not a curated record. Gene Ontology annotation, molecular function: ubiquitin binding. Gene Ontology annotation, cellular component: nucleus; cytoplasm. Gene Ontology annotation, biological process: proteasome-mediated ubiquitin-dependent protein catabolic process; ubiquitin recycling. Bases 1 to 2070 code for a protein of 689 amino acids. Lineage: Eukaryota; Fungi; Ascomycota; Sordariomycetes; Ophiostomatales; Ophiostomataceae. The transcript has 3 exons.
AUGGCAAGCGAUGUUGAUCGUAUCUCUAGGCUUCGUCCGCUCCGAUUAGGCAGACCCAACGACGGAGGGGACUUGGUUAUUAGUCAACCCGUUUCUGCCUAUGACACAGGCAGCCCGACCGGUAGCGACUCACAUACAGUCUUCAGCAAUACCGUGGCCACACCGCCGAUUAUGGAUGCAGAUGCCGAGCCAUUUACUGAUGCCGAUGAGUCUCUCCAGCAGACAGUGAGGGCCAUGCACCCCAGGAUACUUAGCAAUGUGGGUGUUCUUGACGCUAGCCUACCAAGCCCGCGUCUUUCGCCCACACUGUCCGCGGUUCACCCGCCAUCAAACUCACAGGAUGACGAUCAUGAUGAACUCGAAGAUGUGGCAUUCUCACAGCAGUUGAUUCGCCAUGAUUUGCCAUGGCCACAUGAGUCGCAGGCCACCGAAGAUGCUGAUACAACUCAGCUGACGGCAGCAGAAGACGCAUACACGCAGCAGAGCCCAGUCUCCCGAGUGGCUCAAGCAAAGCCAAGUUUCCUCGAGACUCGAUCCAUGCUGGAGAAAUUUGACACUAUGCCGAACGAGAUGAAGACGUUCAUGAUGUACCAGUUUCUACGAAGAUACACACCUCACCGGGUUAGAAAUUCAAAACGAAAACGGGCAAUUGCCUCCUUGCCUAGCGCUGAGCGAUCAAAACGCCGAGCUAGUGCGCAGGAGGCUGCAAGAGACGAGAAGUUCCACCCUUGGCCACAGUUACACAAGUCCGAAGGACCAAUAUCGGCUGCAAGUGCUGCUGCGGCUGCUGUUCCGGAUCCACAAAUCGGCAUUCCGAGUUUAAGGAAACUUCACCUUUUCAAGUCACUCUAUCGCCGCCAUCACAUGAUCCGGCAAAACUGGACCAGUGGGAAAGUCAAACCCGGCCAUGUUGCCUUUACUGCACAUCCCAGACAUGUUAUCACGUGCUUGCAAUUUGACGAUGACAAGAUUAUCACGGGUAGUGAUGACACGCUCAUCAACGUAUACGAUACCAAAACUGGAAAGCUGCUCAAAAAGCUAGAGGGACACGAAGGAGGCGUCUGGGCUCUUCAGUAUGAGGGCAAUAUUCUCGUAUCUGGCAGUACCGAUCGCUCUGUUCGUGUCUGGGAUAUCGAGAAGGGACUCUGUACUCAGGUUUUUUAUGGACAUACGUCAACAGUCCGCUGCCUUCAGAUCUUGAUGCCAAGCGACACCGGCAGGAUUGAAGACGGUAACCCUGUUUUGAUGCCCCCAAAACCCUUGAUUAUCACAGGAUCUCGCGACAAUCAACUUCGCGUCUGGAGAUUGCCCGAACCAGGAUCAAGACGAUAUAUACAGACUGGCCCUCCUGCAAAUGACUCAGAAUGUCCUUAUUUUAUCCGAAUUCUUGCGGGACACACCAGCUCUGUUCGGUCUAUUGCGGCUCAUGGCGACAUUCUUGUUUCAGGCAGCUAUGAUAGCACUGUCCGAGUGUGGAGGAUAAGCACGGGAGAAGCCCUUCAUGUCCUACAUGGGCAUAGCCAGCGGGUAUACAGCGUCGUUCUUGACGUCAAGCGUAACCGCUGCAUUUCAGGCUCCAUGGAUUCAUAUGUCAAGAUAUGGGAUCUAGACACUGGCUCCUGUUUACAUACGCUAGAAGGGCAUUCCCUCUUGGUAGGCCUUCUGGACCUGCGCGACGAGAAACUUGUUUCGGCGGCUGCAGAUAGUACUUUGCGAGUAUGGGACCCUGAGUCGGGUAGAUGCAAAAGCACACUUACAGCACACACGGGCGCCAUUACUUGCUUUCAGCAUGACUGUCGCAAGGUCAUUUCUGGCAGUGAGAAAACUGUCAAAAUGUGGGAUAUUCAAACCGGCGAAUGCAUCCAAGAUCUAUUGACAGACCUCGGUGGUGUUUGGCAGGUCAAAUUUGACGAAAGACGCUGUGUGGCAGCUGUUCAACGUGAUAAUCUCACAUAUGUCGAGAUUCUCGACUUUGGUGCUGUGCGCGAUGGAAAGCCUCCUGAAGAGUUGGGAAAGCGUAUACUUUUGAACGCACGAGAUGUUCAGUCCCUUAUCGAUGAAGAGAUAUGA